This is a messenger RNA of Ostrinia furnacalis (Asian corn borer), 3984 nucleotides long. RefSeq names its product flavone synthase I (gene FNSI). The record is from RefSeq and is a predicted model, not a curated record. The transcript has 7 exons. The coding region runs from base 653 to 1690 and encodes 345 amino acids. Lineage: Eukaryota; Metazoa; Arthropoda; Insecta; Lepidoptera; Crambidae.
CCGCAGUAGUUAGUCAGUCAGUGCCUCCGCGAGCGCCGUCCCGACCGCACACGAGCCCGCUCUCCCCACACCGCCGCGUGCCAGGCAGAGCCGUUUCGACACGCUACUCGGUUGCGAAAGUCUGCGCGAUGAUAUACAAGUGAGAGCCGACAUCGAACGCCCGGGUAACGCUCAUCGCACACGGUGAGCCAGUUUAUCGGACUAAAGACAUUCGAAACUCGCAGGGACGGGGGGCGCGCGACGCCGUCGGGUCGCACACGCGGGAGCAACGUAUCCACACACUUAACUCUCAGAGAGAAACGGAAACCAAUUUUUAAUGUGUCAAGUCAGUAUAGCUUAUUGCUGCUACGUCAGAUCGCAGAACGCCUCGAGCAGGAACUACAAGGUUAUGCAAAUGAGUUCUGAACGCUUCUAUACCAGGGGUAAUCAAAAGACCAUUCACAACUUCAAUAAACUUUAACGUUUAGUCUUACCGUACGGUGUUUAUAAGUGCUUAUCUGUCAUUUUCCCUAUCCUUUAUCUUUCGGUGUCGCGAUCGCUAAUUGCUAAUUACUGUGGAAGUCGAGUGAUAACGAGUCUGUGAUUCGGCUGAGUGGGUGUCUGACGUGUGCGACGACCAGAGGAGUCCAGCAGUAUCAGCAGCAGCAGCAGCAUGGCCGCCCCGCAGGAGGAGACGCUGCUCUCGCGCUGUGAAAUCCCCAUAAUCGACCUGGCGCAUAUAGGCACAGAUGUGUGUCCUAUGAAAUCAGUGGUGAGACGCAUUGGCCAGCAGUUGGUCACUGCUCUCAGUGGAAAGGGUCUAGCUGUACUUGUCAACCAUGGAAUUGCUGAGGAGAAGUUGAAAGCGGUGUACGCCGACUUGGACAACUUCUGCGCGCUCCCCGAGGGCUGCCAGGCGCAGUACCUGCGGAACCCCGUCAGCAACCACGGCUACGUGCGCCCGGGUAUGGAGCAGUUCGAUGACACUAAAAAGGAGCUGCGUCACGCGUUCAACAUCACGUCGUUGACCGCGGCGGCGAUGCCCGCCGAGGAGGAGGUGCCGGAGUUCUGCAGCCACACCGUGCCUCUCGCGAGGGACCUCACCAACCUCUCGCGUGUGCUUCUCCAGGCCUUGGCUUAUGCUUUCGGUGUGCCGCCAGCCACGCUCCUGGCCUGCCACUCCGGCAUGCUGCAGAGCGACGGCCGCAACCCGUCCACCAUGCGCCUGCUGUACUACCCGCCCGUCCCUCCCGAGGACGAGGGCCCGUGCUGCCCCAGCGACGCCGUGCACUACACGCGCUGCGGCGCGCACUCCGACUACGGCACCUUCACGCUGCUGGCCCAGGACUCGGAGGGCGGCCUGGAGGUGAAACUGAACGGCAGCGAUGUGUGGCAAGCGGUUGGGCACCUGCCCGGCGCUAUCCUCGUCCAGCCGGGAGAGCUGUUGGCUGCAUGGACCACCAACCUUCUUCCUGCUCUUAUGCACCGCGUAGUAGUCCCGUCGGGCACGUACGCUCGGGCUCGCGGGCGUCACUGCGUGGCUUUCUUCUGCCACCCCGACAACGACGCUCAACUGCCCACGCUGCCGCUUCAAGCCGCACCCGCGCCGGCGCCGCCUGCGUACACGCCACACGCGCAUAUAACCCUCCACAACCGUAUUCUAAACGCAGCUCAUCACCUUCAAAAACGUUUUCGCGAGACGUACGCGUGACUAGCGCGAGGCGGCGACGGGAAACGCGCGCCGCAGAAGACGCCGCUUGCGAGGCGGCACACCGCGCCGUAGCAUUGCAUUGCUUACGAACCUUAAAGCCGUCUCGUCCGUUUCCCCUGGGACUUUGGAUUAGUUGGGGUUUAUACACUGGAACUUCUUGCAACGAUACAAACAACAAAGUAUCGAUACAAUCGCAAAUUGUCGAUAUUACACACAAGCACAAAACAGAUAUUUCUUAAAACUACUUUUAAGACAGCCACUACCUACAAUCACGAUGGAGACUACAUCAGUUGUUGUAGAGCUCUCUGUUGUACUAGAGCAGUUGUCAAUCGCGUUUAUAUCGCUGCAAAAAGUCUCAGUGUGUAGGGCUUUAAGCGGUCAAACUGUAGUUCCUUGCUAGACAGUUACAACGAUGGAAGUAAGAGUCCCGAUACAUCCGCAUCUUAGAUUUGUUCUUUGAAGAAAAGCAAUUGGUUAAUGAUACGGUGGGAGUAGAGAGACCUAACCCAGCAUUUAUAGAAGAAUGACAAGCGAAUAUCGAAAACGUAAUAAAAAGUAAGCAUAUUGUUAAGAAGUCAGUUUUAUUGUACUCUGCGUACUUAAAUUGGUUACGUAUGUUUCCCCAGGAACUCUAAGGAUUAUCCUUAUAAAUUGAUUUAUAUUAACAUCACGCUGAUUGACAAAUAAAUACAAUCAAAGUAUUCGAAAACCUACUCAAGUCGAUCCUGAGAUAUUGCAGGGUACGGGGAAUUAGAUGUAGAUGUUCGAUCGGUAUAUGUAUAUUAUUUACUGAGCAUAUCAAUACACUAAUACCACACCAGUAAUUAACAUCGAGGUCCGAAUUGAUUAAAGAUUGAAUGAUAUUUCGAUGAUACAUAAUAGAUAGGAAGCAAACAACAACCUAUGCAAUGCUAAGAUUGAAAGUAAUUACGCUGCUGCGUCAGAGCAAACAUCACAGCAAAGGAGGUUUAUAGUACUUACAUUUUAAAAACAAUUUUACAAUUUUACUGAGCUUAUUUUUAUUUAAGUGCAUCGUAAUAAUUUACGUACUUAUCACACAACGCACAAUAAUUGUUCAUUCCUAUGUAUUUAGAUGAUGUUCAUUAAAAAUAGUAUUAAUAUUAUAAAUUCAAUAGUAAAAAAGUGUCGGUGCGUGCUUAACUUAAAACGACCUAUCGCUAUUUCUAUUCUUGCCCAAUAUCUAGACUUAUAAUAGGUUUCAAAGACUCGUUAAUACCAUUCCCGUAAUUUUUUGCAUUUUGUUGAAGUGUCCUUAUUGGAUUCGUCUCACAAUUUGAAUGUUUAAACAUAGGAAUCUAGUACCUAGAUAAUACGAAUUUGCAAAACACAAUGUCUAAAAUUGUAUAAAGAUUUGGAAUGUCAAAAAUAUUUACCUAAGUUUAGAAAAGACUGCUUUACAUGGCACAUAAUUGUAAUUAAGUUUCGAUCUAAAUUGACUACUUUUGGGAGUCUGGGUCAUUAUUUAGUAAGGUAGCAAUUAGCGGCGUGAAAUCGCUAUUUAUAUAUUAAUUUGAUUAAAUAAUCUUCGUGUUUUGCUUCUGCAUUUUCUUAGGACUGGUUUUUAGGUGAAGUUGCCGCAAAAAGUAUGAACAACUUACAUAAAUAUAUUGUCAACUUAAAAUAUGCAACUCUGCGGUGACUUUGCCUAAAAUCUAGUUAUAUUUUAGCUAAUUUUAUACCUUAUAUUUCUAUUUAUUCGCUGUCCACUUCACGAAUACUUACUUUUUCACUAAGUAAAUCGUGUGAUAGCCUUGAUAGCUCAAUUUAGUACUGUACUUAAGUAUACGAUAUUACGUUCGUACAUCGAACUUGAAAUUACAUUUUAGGUAAUAUUAGAUAUUGCUACGAUGAUGACAAUUUUUUUACUUAAAUUUUAAAGUAGGUACUUACUCCCAGUUUAUUUACAAAAGGACUUUAUCUACUUAUAAAAAAAAUAUAAUUUUCGUCACACAAAAUGCAGAAUGCUUUUAAUGUUUCUACAGAAGGGAGUAUUUUUCAUUUAUCAUCUCGUUCAGUCCUUUAUUUCGUAAUUGAACAGUAAUUUUAUAGUACAUAACAUAAAUACAAUAAAAUGGAAAAAUAUACGUAUACACACUUUAUUACACUUAACAGAAAAGUACUUAAGAUACGAUGACCAUAGGAUCACCAUACGAUCACCACCACCCCUUAAAGUAUUGUUUUAAUGUACUGUUUAGUUCUGUCCAAAAUUUUAUUAAAACAAGCUGAUUUUAUUGAGAAAUAAUGUGAAAUAAAUCGUGCUAAUUUUAAGAAGA